Hippocampus zosterae (dwarf seahorse) is the source of this 6060-nucleotide messenger RNA. Its product is annotated as transcription initiation factor TFIID subunit 4-like. Lineage: Eukaryota; Metazoa; Chordata; Actinopteri; Syngnathiformes; Syngnathidae. Bases 241 to 3465 code for a protein of 1074 amino acids. The record is from RefSeq and is a predicted model, not a curated record. Gene Ontology annotation, biological process: transcription initiation at RNA polymerase II promoter; DNA-templated transcription. Gene Ontology annotation, cellular component: transcription factor TFIID complex. The transcript has 16 exons. Gene Ontology annotation, molecular function: protein heterodimerization activity; DNA binding; RNA polymerase II general transcription initiation factor activity.
UUGGUACGUUUUGUUUUUUUCGAAUCUUAAAACAAAUUAUUGACGCGCAUAAACCUCCUUUUUGUGAUUACGUACAUAGAUGGACUGUAUUCAUAAUUUACGAAACUGAAAAGGAAGAAGAAAUACGAGCAUUCUGUCUCCCUCCUGAAAAAUGUCUAAUGACGUCAGACUCAUUCCCACAAUGCCUAGUAACACGCAUGCGCAUAGCAAAAAGAAAAAGACAGCAAUCGGAGAUCAGAGAUGGCGGGCGCCUCCGACACUCUGGAAGAUAUGCUCUCUUCCGAGGUGGACGAGAAGGCUGUGAGUGACUUGGUGGGCUCCCUGGAGUCUCAGCUGGCCGGUCAGAGCAACUCGGGGGGCAAAACCGACGAUAGCCGAGGCGCUGGCUCAGUUGCCCCCGCUAACCAUCACUUGGGGAAAACGCUACCAGCUCCGGUGGGCUGCACAACACUAGAUCAACAACAACAAGGGCGCCGUAAUAAAACCGACCUGCAACAGGAUUUAAACUCCACGGAAAAAACUGUCACACCUCCUUUCCAGAGCAGCACCCUUUCCUCCGGUGAGACUGCUGCAUCCCCCACCAGUAACAGCGGGUCGCAAUCACAUGGCGCAUCCAUCACAACACUGCCCGUGUCCGGCGUGUCAACUUCCCCGCCGGCCAGCAGCAUCAGCAUCGCCGCUACCCCUGGUGGCCCCACGAAGGCUUCCCCGGACUCAGGUGAGCCUCACGCGGACGCUUCAAAACGACGCCUCGCCAGCCCGCGACGGAGCGCCUCUGCUCGGAUCAAGAGUUUGAACGGUGCCGCCGUAACCACCCGAGGAAACAGCACUGGCAGCAGUCCCGCGGCGGGGGGCGACGACGCUUGCGAUAGCCCCGCGGACUGCGGACCGGCGAGCACCGCAGCCAUCAAUACGUCGACGUUCACCCUUGCCAAUGCCAGCCUACCUGCGGGUCAGUCGGCCAUCGCCUUGGACCGGGGCACCCCCACAAUCGCCUUGCACAGACUACCCAGUCACAUUGUGGCCGGCAUUGCCCAGAACGGGACCAGCGUGUCAGCAUUGGCCCAGCAAGGUGCCCAAACGCCCCCUGUCACCUCGCCCCCUGCACAGGCGAACCACAGUAAAAUCGCCUCGGACUCUGCAGAGGCUCCCGGCGAAUGUCAGUCCAAAAGUGUCACCACGAGCUCUGUCAUAAACACUGUUUCCUCCGUUGCCGUGACAACAACACCCACCUCCAGCUCGACCACAGUAGCUCAACCUUUAACUACAACUGCUACGACCACCACCUCCACCACCACCACACCAGCCGCCACAGUGACAACAAGCUGCACUGGUGUUCAGAUUACAUCAGUGACCACCACUAUCAGCACGGUCCGGCCCACCAUCACCGCCCCCGCCAUCCCUGCCCCCCCGCCACCCGCCAUCCUACUGCCCCCGCCAUCCCCGCUGCAGCCUCACCAACCACACAGACCCCCUAACCGGACCGGUUUGGCUGCACCUCAGAGGAUCGUUGCACCCCAGCUCAUUGUCAGACCGCCACAGCAGCAGACCACCAUUCAGCUGCCACCUGGGUUCACCAUUCCGUCUGGCAUGGUGCUGGUACGGACCGAGCUGGGCCAACUGGUGUUGGUUCCUCAGCAGGCUUUGGCUCAAGCUCAGGCGCAGGCACAAGCGCAGGCACAGGGUCAGGCACAGGCCCAGAAUAACAUCUCUCCGCGACCUGUCACUCCCACUACUGGGGCGUCCUUCAGAGUCAGCACUCCACAGUCUACAGCAACCUCACAGACCACCAGGCAGUGUGCCCUGACCCCGGCCAAGGUGGCACCGUCUCCCUCUCCUGCUCCUUCCAGCCCUGCCCUCCAGACCACCUCCUCCUCCUCCUCUUCUUCUUCCUCUACUUCUUCCUUCGUUACAUCCUGUCCCGCACUACGCCCAAAGGGCCCCGCGGCGCCGGCCGUGGCGGUGACGGCUCCGCAGCAAACCCCCGUGGUUUCCACACCCCAGGCCCUGCCGGCCCAGGCUGCCUCACAACCCCCGCAGACGACGGGCAUCGCCGUGGCCCCUGGAGCUCCUGUUGUGUCCCAGGAAAUGCAGGAAAACGUGAAAAAGUGUAAAAACUUCCUAGCCACACUCAUCAAGCUGGCAUCACACAACUCCCCGUCACCUGAAACCUCCAAGAACGUCAAAGCUCUUGUGCAAGACCUGCUGGAUGCCAAAAUUGAGCCGGAGGAGUUCACUAGCCGGCUGCAGACGGAGCUCAAGUCGUCGCCACAGCCUUACCUGGUACCUUUCCUUAAGAAGAGCCUCCCGGCCCUGCGGCUGUCUUUGCUUAACAGUCAGCAGUCCUUGACCCAGCCACUGCAGCAGGGCAUCAAACCAGCAGUGCCCAUUGUGAGCGGGCCGGCCGUCCACGUACGUCCCCCGAACAGCGCCGGGGCCACGGGUGCCAGCGCGCUGCCCCAUGGGACGAUCGGCCAUGCAGCCGCCGCGGGUAUGAAGACCACAGGCCCCAUGGGCGGACAAGUCCGAAUGCCUGUGAUGAUCACACAGUCCAUGAGAGCUCAAGGCACAAUGGGGAAGGUGGGCACUUUCCAAGCAGGGAGGAGUCCGGUGGGCUUGGCUGUCCAGAUCUCCGGCAACCAAAAAAACAAGCUCAACGACCCCGGAGGAGGCUCUUUCAGGGAUGACGACGACAUCAACGACGUGGCCUCCAUGGCGGGCGUUAAUCUGAACGAGGAGAGCGCCCGCAUACUCGCCACCAACUCGGAGCUGGUCGGCACGCAGAUUCGUUCGUGCAAGGAUGAAGCCUUCCUGCACCCUGGGCUCCUCCACCGACGCGUCCUGGAAACAGCCAAGAAGUUUGGUGUCAUGGAGGUGCCCAUGGAGGUCGUGAUGUUUAUAUCGCACGCCGCACAGUCGCGACUUCGCACAGUCGUUGAAAAGGUUUCGGCCAUCGCGCAGCACAGACUGGACUCCUGCAAGGACGAUGAAUGCUACGAGCAGUCGGCCGACGUGCGUUCUCAGCUGCGCUUCUUCGAACAGCUAGAGAGGAUGGAAAAGGCGAGGAAGGACGAGCAGGAGAGAGAGAUCCUCUUGAAAGCCGCCAAGAGUCGCUCCAGGCAAGAGGACCCAGAGCAAGCUCGACUGAAACAGAAAGCCAAGGAGAUGCAGCAACAGGAACUGGCCCAAAUGAGGCAGCGUGACGCUAACCUCACGGCACUAGCGGCAAUCGGACCCCGCAAAAAACGCAAGGUGGACUCUCCGGGUGCCACCCCAUCAGGGACUGAGCUCUCGGGCAGCGCUGCGGGAUCGCCGGCCGGGUCGUCGUCCACGCCCUCGUCGUCGUCUCGCCAGUACGCCCGCCAGCGCAUCACCCGCGUCAACCUCAGGGACUUCAUCUUCUACAUGGAGCAGGAGCGAGACACGGCCCAUUCGCUGCUGCUCUACCGCGCCCUCCUCAAGUAGCCGCCGCCUCCUCUUCCUCCUCUUGCCACGUGCCUUCAGAUCAGGUGUCAGCUCGGUGUCUCCAUACGUCGUCAAUCGGCUUCCAUAUUCACGAAAGGAAAACGGUAGGAAGAAAAUGUCACCCAAAACGGCUUCCUUUGCGUUUUUGCCGUCUUGCUUUUAGCAUUCGCGUGAAACAUUUUAACAGUCCAUCGAGUCCAAGUCAGGCUUGAGGUUUAUCGACCACAUGUCAGUCUAGCAGAUUUCAACAACACAUUUCCCUCACCGUAAAUGUAAAUAGUUGGGUUACAUUUUUAUUUAAAACGUUUUUUGGGGGGGUCAGUUGACAUGAAUGCGUAUGAGUAUUAUGAAAGUGAACAUUUUAGAUCCGUUUUACGAAAGUGUACGAGGGCCAGACUGAUGACCACAAUAGUUUUUCUUUGAAAAGUUGUAAUGUUAUGGGAAUACAAGGUCCUUUUUAUUUGAAAGUACAACUCACCCCUGUGAGUCACCCUCCCGACCACAGAAAUGACACUUUAAUGUAAAUUAAUCGUUAGAUAGCUUGAAGUCAAUUUUUUGUUUUCUCAAAAUAAUUCCUCACACAGCCGUUAAUGUCGGACCUGCUGACAAAAAAGGAAAAAAAAAGUGAGUACACCCCUAAGUCAAAAUUGUUUGUAUGCCCGUCCGUCGUCAUGUCACCGGAAUCCUUGUCCGCUACUCCAUGACGCAGCUGGCCGAUGUACGAGACCGUGUGCUCGUCCACCUUUAAGGUCUGGAGACCUGUUUUGGCCAGUUCAAGUUUACUACCCGCAGUGGUGGUCCUGAAAGUGUGUUUAGAGUAAUUCUCAUGUUGGAAUAAUACCUUGGGCUCCAGACAAUGUUGUUCCCAACACGCUCGAGGUUAUUCACCAAAAAAACAAAUUAUUGGUCUCGUCAGACCACAGAACAUGGUUCUGAUAAUUUCAUGUCCUUCGUCUGCUAUCUUCAUCAACCAGCAGCAGUUAUUAUGCAACAGAUUUAGAAGUGGCUUUAUUUUCGGACGACAGCCAAUUUGAGGCCUUUUUUUUUUUAUGGUCCGUUUUCAUCAGAUCCUCAGAGCUCUUUGACACAAGGUGCCAUUUUGAACUUCCCUUGAACAGCAUGGGCAAAUUUAACGCACCUGCCACUCAUUCAUUCGUAAAACGUUGCCACACCAAGUGUCACAUGACAUGGGAGUGGGGGGCGGGGCUAAUCCAAAUUGCAAAUUUUCACUGUGGGGUGUGCUUACUUUUGUAUUCUGUGGUUUAGAAAACAAUGGCUGAGUGUCAAGUGAAAAAGAAUUUAAGAAAACAAAAAUAUCAGGGCCGUAUGCUAUUGUACUGUAUGUCACGUUAAAAAUGAAAACUGGAUUGUUAAGAGUGGGCGUAUUUUUUCCCACAAAACAAGCAUUAUAAAUUGAGCAUUUUUUUCUGAGAACUAAUAAUGAACUUUGCAUUUUAAGUCUUUCUAGCUUCUUUGUCAAAACGUUUAAUUUUUUUCUAAAACGUUCUAAAAAAAUGUGUCAUUUGUGUUAUUUUGUGACAAAGGAUAUCAAGUUUUUCCCUUAUUAAAGACUUUGCUCCAUCCACCUAAAAUGAAAUGUUAUUUAAUUUCAUAAUGUAAUUUGUGACAGAGACAUUUAAAAUCACAAAAAAAAGGAUCUAAUGAAAGUUGUUGUUUUUAAAACAAAACUUACUGUCAUUCCAGAAAAGAAAACAAAAUCUGUUUUACUUGUUAUGCACUUUUUAAAAAUAAUAUUAUGUAAAACUUUUUUCCUCGAGUCCUCAGACUUUAUUUUCAUAACAUUACAACUGUAUUCUAUUUUCUUUUUUUUUUUAAUCAUUUCAGCGGCUUCAAUACGCCUUCGUACACUUUUAUUUUGUUCACCUGUUAGUGUUUGUUACCAGACGGGCCCGUUGCCAUAGUUACAAGUUCAACCCACACACUUUGAUUUUAUGACUGCAGACGUGUGCAGUUUGUGCAAAUGUUUGAAGAACAAAACAACAACAAAAAAAGAAUGUUUCAAGUCUAUCAAGUGUUGAGUGAGGCAUUCAGGCUUGUUGUUACACAUGAUCUUGUAUUGUUAAACUAUUUUAUAAAUGUAUAAACACAGAAUCAUUCUUGUACGUUGAUGUACGUCGUUUGUUUUCAUGACUGAUAACUUAAUGUAAUAUCUCGGCCUAUGCAGUUUUUGUCUUUGGAAGAAAUGAAAUAUUUCAAACCGUAGGUUGCGCUCUGUUGUGAGUUUUGACAGCACUUUUAUUAUAUAUAUUUUUAAGUCCCCGUUUUAGCUGACAACUUCAAGCUGCCUGUUUAAUAUUGCUCAGAAAUUUCAACUGUUAAAACACAAUUGAUCUUGUCAACUGUCAAAAACAUUUUGCAUUUUGUUUUCAUUUCAUAAGUUGGCUUUUAUGCACUUUUCCUCUAUUUUCUGCUCUUUGACAAGCACAACAGCAACAAUCUUGACUGAUUAUUAAUAUUUGUUUUCUUUUUUUUUGAUAAUAACAAUCUCAUUUGCUUUUAGCAUUUUUACCGUUUGCAGUUUUUUUUUUGCCAAAAACUUAGGACAAUAUUAAAAAGAAAACAAAACAAAAAAAA